AUGGGAAGAAAGAAAAAGAAUAAGAAGGACAUCUUCAUGCCUGGUUGCCUUGUCUGGACAUCAUUGGCAGGAAUACCUAAGAAAAUGAAGUGGCCCGGCGAGAUUAUUAGAUCUAGCGACGGGAAAGUGGAGGUGUUUUGUCACUCAGACAAUUCAUGUUUUAUAGUAAACUUAGAGGAUGUCUGUCCAUUCCCUGGGGACAUGAGUCAGUGGAAAAACACAGGAAUUAGUGCAUUGAAAAAAAGACCAAAAAGCACUUUUGAUUUUAUCACAGAUAUAAAUUGGGCCUGCAAUAAAAAGCAUGAAAUUAGCACUGAGCUUCCUAUAACAGUUGGAGAAGAUACACAUGUUAGGGAUAUUCAAGAACAGAGAUCUGUACACAACACUGAGCUUCCUAUAACAAGUGGAGAAGAUACACAUGUUAGGGAUAUUCAAGAACAGAGAUCUGUACACAACACUGAGCUUCCUAUAACAGUUGGAGAAGAUACACAUGUUAGGGAUAUUCAAGAACAGAGAUCUGUACACAACACUGAGCUUCCUAUAACAAGUGGAGAAGAUACACAUGUUAGGGAUAUUCAAGAACAGAGAUCUGUACACAACACUGAGCUUCCUAUAACAAGUGGAGAAGAUACAAGGGAUAUUCAAGAACAGAGAUCUGUACACAACACUGAGCUUCCUAUAACAGUUGGAGAAGAUACACAUGUUAGGGAUAUUCAAGAACAGAGAUCUGUACACAACACUGAGCUUCCUAUAACAGUUGGAGAAGAUACACAUGUUAGGGAUAUUCAAGAACAGAGAUCUGUACACAACACUGAGCUUCCUAUAACAGUUGGAGAAGAUACACAUGUUAGGGAUAUUCAAGAACAGAGAUCUGAACACAACACUGAGCUUCCUAUAACAAAUGGAGAAGAUACACAUGUUAGGGAUAUUCAAGAACAGAGAUCUGUACACAACACUGAGCUUCCUAUAACAGUUGGAGAAGAUACACAUGUUAGGGAUAUUCAAGAACAGAGAUCUGUACACAACACUGAGCUUCCUAUAACAGUUGGAGAAGAUACACAUGUUAGGGAUAUUCAAGAACAGAGAUCUGUACACAACACUGAGCUUCCUAUAACAAGUGGAGAAGAUACACAUGUUAGGGAUAUUCAAGAACAGAGAUCUGUACACAACACUGAGCUUCCUAUAACAAGUGGAGAAGAUACACAUGUUAGGGAUAUUCAAGAACAGAGAUCUGUACACAACACUGAGCUUCCUAUAACAAGUGGAGAAGAUACACAUGUUAGGGAUAUUCAAGAACAGAGAUCUGUACACAACACUGAGCUUCCUAUAACAGUUGGAGAAGAUACACAUGUUAGGGAUAUUCAAGAACAGAGAUCUGUACACAACACUGAGCUUCCUAUAACAAGUGGAGAAGAUACAAGGGAUAUUCAAGAACAGAGAUCUGAACACAACACUGAGCUUCCUAUAACAAGUGGAGAAGAUACACAUGUUAGGGAUAUUCAAGAACAGAGAUCUGUACACAACACUGAGCUUCCUAUAACAAAUGGAGAAGAUACACAUGUUAGGGAUAUUCAAGAACAGAGAUCUGUACACAACACUGAGCCUCCUAUAACAAGUGGAGAAGAUACAAGGGAUAUUCAAGAACAGAGAUCUGAACACAACACUGAGCUUCCUAUAACAAGUGGAGAAGAUACACAUGUUAGGGAUAUUCAAGAACAGAGAUCUGUACACAACACUGAGCUUCCUAUAACAGUUGGAGAAGAUACACAUGUUAGGGAUAUUCAAGAACAGAGAUCUGUACACAACACUGAGCUUCCUAUAACAAGUGGAGAAGAUACAAGGGAUAUUCAAGAACAGAGAUCUGUACACAACACUGAGCUUCCUAUAACAAGUGGAGAAGAUACACAUGUUAGGGAUAUUCAAGAACAGAGAUCUGUACACAACACUGAGCUUCCUAUAACAAGUGGAGAAGAUACACAUGUUAGGGAUAUUCAAGAACAGAGAUCUGUACACAACACUGAGCUUCCUAUAACAAGUGGAGAAGAUACACAUGUUAGGGAUAUUCAAGAACAGAGAUCUGUACACAACACUGAGCUUCCUAUAACAGUUGGAGAAGAUACACAUGUUAGGGAUAUUCAAGAACAGAGAUCUGUACACAACACUGAGCUUCCUAUAACAAGUGGAGAAGAUACACAUGUUAGGGAUAUUCAAGAACAGAGAUCUGUACACAACACUGAGCUUCCUAUAACAGUUGGAGAAGAUACACAUGUUAGGGAUAUUCAAGAACAGAGAUCUGUACACAACACUGAGCUUCCUAUAACAGUUGGAGAAGAUACACAUGUUAGGGAUAUUCAAGAACAGAGAUCUGAACACAACACUGAGCUUCCUAUAACAAGUGGAGAAGAUACACAUGUUAGGGAUAUUCAAGAACAGAGAUCUGUACACAACACUGAGCUUCCUAUAACAGUUGGAGAAGAUACACAUGUUAGGGAUAUUCAAGAACAGAGAUCUGUACACAACACUGAGCUUCCUAUAACAGUUGGAGAAGAUACACAUGUUAGGGAUAUUCAAGAACAGAGAUCUGGAUAUUCAAGAACAGAGAUCUGA
Messenger RNA from Mytilus trossulus (common blue mussel), 2607 nucleotides. RefSeq names its product repetin-like. Gene Ontology annotation, biological process: signal transduction. Bases 1 to 2607 code for a protein of 868 amino acids. The record is from RefSeq and is a predicted model, not a curated record. Gene Ontology annotation, molecular function: receptor ligand activity. Lineage: Eukaryota; Metazoa; Mollusca; Bivalvia; Mytilida; Mytilidae. The transcript has 4 exons.